UACUAGCCUAGUUGUAUGAUCAAAUAAAGAGUGUUUACAAGUUUUUUUUACAUUCAAAGGAUAUGAUCAAAAAUGCAUUUCUUAGACUCUACGUACCAUUUCCAUUCUAUAUAUAAGUACUCGUACAAUUUUGUUAUAUCUCUAUUCAUUUUUCCAUAUAUACCUUUGCAUGCAUGCUUAUUAUUUUGUAUACUCAUUACAUAUACCCAUCAAUAACUAAAAGAUUUGCUUGGUUUGCCUCUAAUUUGAUGAGCUUUUACUCUUUAACAUGGAAAGUGAUAAGUGUUCCAAAUGUUUUAGCACAGGACAAAGUGCACAAGAAGAGCAAUUGGCACAUGUGCCUGAUUGCUAUGAGGUUCCUCCUGCUCAACGUCCUAGCUUGAAUUCACCUCAAGCUCAUGUUCCUCUCAUUGACUUGGCUGGAUUGCGAAUCGGACCGCCUCAACGAUCUACCGUUAUUCAAAGUAUUCGCGAAGCUUGUAUCCGAUUCGGAUUUUUCCAAAUUAUUAAUCAUGGCAUAGAUCAGGCACUCAUGGACAAAGCACUUAGUGCAGCAGAUGAAUUCUUCCACUUACCUACAAAUGAAAAAAUGAAGUUCAUGUCGAGUGAUGUUCACAAACCAGUAAGGUACGGGACAAGCAUCAAGGAUGGAGUCGAUAAGAUUCAAUAUUGGAGGGUUUUCCUUAAACAUUAUGCAAAUCCCUUGAAUGACUGGAUCUUAUCUUGGCCUGAGAGUCCACCAAAUUACAGGGAAGACAUGGGAACAUACAGUAGGGAAGUGCAAAAACUAGCAUUGGAAUUAACAGGAGCUAUCACAGAGAGUCUUGGUUUAAAUCCCAAGUAUUUGAAUGAGAAAAUGAAACAAGGCAUGCAAGUAAUAGUCACAAACUGUUACCCACCAUGUCCUCAACCAUGUCUGACGCUAGGGUUGCCUCCUCACUCAGAUUACAGCUGCUUGACCAUCCUCCUACAGGGCUCUCCAGGGCUCGAAGUUAAGGACAUGCAAGACGGCGGCGCGUGGAAGCUCGUUCCCCAUAUCGAUGGUGCCCUGCAAAUCCAUAUAGGUGACCAUUUUGAGGUGCUAAGCAAUGGGGUAUACAAGAGUGUGGUGCAUAGGGCUAUCCUUGAUUAUGAGAAGACUAGAAUAUCCAUUGCUAGCCUCCAUAGUUUAGGCUUGGAUGACAAAAUGGAGCCUGCUAUUCAGUUGCUAGAUCAGGAUCAUCCUAAGGCAUACAAGGGAAGUAGCUUUAGGGAUUUUUUGGAUUUUCUUAGUGCUAAUGAUAUUGGUCAAGGAAAUUUUUGCUUCCUUGACACUCUCAAAAUUUGAGUAAUUAGUUGAUAUGUUUAAGAUUAUAAGACAUUAGACAUAUAUGUAUACUUUUCUAUGGCGAGUUUUGAUCUUCUCUUAGAAUUGUUGCAGUUCUCUAAGUUUAUCAAUAUAUUUCAAGUUAGCUUAA
Molecule: messenger RNA, 1457 nt
Organism: Beta vulgaris subsp. vulgaris (sugar beet)
Lineage: Eukaryota; Viridiplantae; Streptophyta; Magnoliopsida; Caryophyllales; Amaranthaceae
Product: 2-oxoglutarate-dependent dioxygenase 21, chloroplastic
Exons: 3
Coding region: 269-1327 (352 amino acids)
Source: RefSeq, a predicted model, not a curated record